AUGAAUUUAACAAUACUCAUCAAUAUUCCAAAUCAAUACUCGUCAAGUCUCCGUCUGAUUCUCACAAUUAUCUUUGUUAUCAUUACUGGAAUUGGUUUAUUCGGCAAUAGUCUUGUUUUCCUUUCCAUAAUGACUAACCGAUUGAAAUUUCGUCAUUCACCAACAAAUCUUCUUCUUGUUAAUAUGUCUUGCGCAGAUCUACUGAUUCUUGUUUUUAACAUCUUCGAUAUUGCACAGUUUGCACUGGACGAUAAUUGGCCAACCGCUUGGCAUCUUGGUUUAUCUAUGUGUAAAAUCGUUCGAUUCAUUCAAGUAUUAGGCUGCUAUGUUAGUGUACAAACGCUACUGAUUAUUAGCAUUGAAAGAUAUAUUGCUAUUAUUCAUCCAGUCAAAUCGUCUCAAAUUAAUCGUCAUCGACGUGUUUGUUUCAUAUUUAUUUUAAUAUGGACCAUAGGGUUUCUUGCUGCUACACCAAAUCUUUAUCUACUACAAUUACAUUCGUUUUUCAAUCGUUCGCAUUAUUUUAUAUGUGGUUUAUCAGAUGAUCGAGCAGAUUCACAAUUCAUUAUGUUCUAUAAGUAUACCGAGUCCGUGUUCUUCUUCUUUUUACCAGCCGUUGUACAAACGGUUGCCUACAUGUUUAUUUGCUAUAAAAUCUUUUUGGUCGAUCGCGUUGUUCAAGCCCACUCUUUCGCCCAGCACACACAAAAGACAAAGAUUUCUAAUGUUCAUAAUCAAUAUUCGCAUUUCAAAUUAAGUUCUUCCUUUCAAUCGCCACUCAAUGCGAUCGUGUCAACAACAUCAUCACCACGUUCUCCCACUCAUAUUAUCACAACGACAACUACUCACGGAAACAUUGCACAUUAA
This is a messenger RNA of Adineta ricciae, 867 nucleotides long. The record is from the annotation of a GenBank genome assembly. Lineage: Eukaryota; Metazoa; Rotifera; Eurotatoria; Adinetida; Adinetidae.